Messenger RNA from Pygocentrus nattereri (red-bellied piranha), 3937 nucleotides. RefSeq names its product LMBR1 domain containing 2b (gene lmbrd2b). NCBI's taxonomy places the organism in Eukaryota, Metazoa, Chordata, Actinopteri, Characiformes, Serrasalmidae. Bases 215 to 2329 code for a protein of 704 amino acids. The record is from RefSeq and is a predicted model, not a curated record. Gene Ontology annotation, biological process: adrenergic receptor signaling pathway. Gene Ontology annotation, cellular component: membrane. The transcript is spliced from 18 exons.
UGACGCACCUUCUAGUCGGAGCUGCUCUGGUCGCUGGGUGACGUUUGUGAUUUUAGGGGAAGCAGCGUGAUGGCUCCCUUCCAAAUAACGUUAUUUAAAGGAGAUAUUUAUUCGUCUGUGUUCGUUAAUCAAAGGAUAUCAACAUUUUAAGCAGCGUAUAUUUCCAUCACCACAACCGAGUUUUCAUUAAUCCAGAGGACUGCAGCAGGAGAGAAUGAGUGGGGCUGCGCUGGGGAUUGAGAUAGUUGUGGUCUUUUUUCUGGCUCUGUUCUUGUUGCAUCGCUAUGGAGACUUCAAAAAGCAACAACGCAUGGUGCUCUUUGGCACAUUGCUGGCCUGGUAUUUGUGCUUUCUCAUCGUCUUCAUUCUCCCUUUGGAUGUCAGCACGACAAUAUACAAACAAUGCAUAAUUGAUCAUGGCGAACAUGCUCAGUCACCAUCUGCAGGCCCAGAAAUCGCCAACCAGACAUCAAGAAAUGCAACUUUCACACCCACUGCUAGCAUUCCAAAGGUGUGUCACAAGCCAUGGAGCUACAUUCCCAAUGGGAUCAUGCCUGUGUUCUGGAGGGUUGUGUACUGGACCUCACAGUGUCUUACAUGGCUUCUUUUACCCUUCAUGCAGUCCUACGCCCGCUCAGGAGGCUUCUCCAUCACAGGAAAAAUAAAAACGGCUCUGAUUGAGAAUGCCAUCUACUAUGGUACUUACCUGUUCAUUUUUGGCUCGCUCCUCAUUUAUGUUGCUGUGCAUCCACAGUGGCAUCUCUCCUGGUAUGAACUGCAGACCAUAGGCAUCACAGCAGCCAACACAUGGGGUCUAUUCUUGCUGGUGCUGCUGAUGGGUUAUGGCUUGGUGGAAAUUCCACGCUCCUACUGGGAAGCUUCUCGGCAAGGACACCUACUCAUCAAGACCUACUUCAAAGCUGCUAAGCUGAUGACUGAGAAAGCAGACGCAGAGGAGAACCUGGAAGAUGUCAUGGAGGAGGUGAGAAAGGUCAAUGAAUCCAUCAAGUAUAACCACCCUUUCAGGAAAUACAUUGACACUAUCCUUAGAAAGUGCCCUGUUGAAUAUCAAGAGAAGAUGGGGAGAAAUAUGGAUGACUAUGAAGAUUUUGAUGACAAGCAAAACACCUAUCCCAGUGAAAGGAGUCUAGUGAAGCUUCACAAGCAGGUAAUUUAUGCCGUCCAGAGGCAUAAUCGUACACGUGUGCAGUGGCAGAUUCUUCUUGACCAAGCCUUCCACCUUGAGGACGUUGCGAAGAAUGAGACCAGCACAUCACACCAGUUUGUCCAUAGCUUUGCACCCACAGAGCCCGCAACUUGGGUCAGCCGCUACAUCUACACGCCUACUGUAGAGUGGUAUUGGGAGUGCAUGAUGAAGCAGUGGUUUUACCGUGUGCUGGCUGUAGUUCUGUCACUCUUCUCUGUGGCUGUGGUCUGGUCUGAAUGCACCUUCUUCAGCACUCGUCCUGUUCUCUCACUCUUCGCUGUGUUUAUCCAGCUUGCAGAAAGAGACUACAACUAUCUGUACAUUGAGAUGGCGUGCUUCAUCACAAUCUUCUUCCUGUGCACUUGUGUGUACUCCACUGUGUUUCGUAUCCGUGUUUUCAACUACUACUACCUGGCCUCUCACCACCAAACUGAUGCCUACAGCCUUCAGUUCAGUGGCAUGCUUUUCUGCCGCUUGACUCCUCCCCUCUGUCUGAACUUUCUGGGAUUGAUCCACAUGGACUCUGCUAUCUCUCACCAGGCAAAGGAGCAGACUGCAUACACUUCAAUUAUGGGUUCCAUGCGAGUUCUCUCUUUUAUUGCCAAUGGCUUCUACAUCUACUAUCCUAUGCUGAUAGUCAUUCUUUGCAUUGCCACAUACUUCAGCCUUGGCACCCGCUGUCUGAACCUCCUGGGGUUCCAGCAGUUUAUGGGAGAUAAUGAAAUGACCUCUGACCUAAUCGAUGAGGGCAGGGAGUUACUUCGCAGAGAGAGAAGAAAACGACAGAGAAUAGAGGAUGGGGAGAAUAGAAGAAGAGAAUGGAGAGAGCGCUAUGGGCAGAGAGACGAGGCAGCAGCCAGAAACAGGGCCUCUAUCUCGGAAAUGAAGGAAACCAAUUAUGCUGAAACACUCAGCUCGAACACAAACAGACAGGCCAAAUACUCUCGCAGUGGCAGUCGCUCAGGGAGGGACUGCAUUGAGCUUCUACAGGAUGCUGAACCUUUGGACUUCAAUGCAGAAGCACUGACCGAUGACCCACUUGAAUCAAAUACUAACAGACAUACUGGAGGGAGAUAUCUGUCAAUGUCCUCCUCCCAGAGCAGAAUCUUUGAUGAUGUGUGAAAGGCAUUCCAGGAACAGAAAAGUAAAAGAGAUGACGGUGAUCUAUUUAUUUGCUCAGUCUGAGGAGUGAUUUCAGAUGAAUAUGGUGCUUCUGUCGCUCUUGAAUGUAGAAUGUUGCUGUACCUACAGAACAGGCACCGAAGGAAGGGGGUAUUUCAGUGCGCAUCCCUGAUUGAAAUGUGUGUAGCUAAUUGUAUUGUACGGAACUUACACACAUGCACACACCAACUAACACACACCAACUCUCAAGUGCCAGCCAGUCAGUUUGUUACAUGUGGAUAGCGAGACUUUUUGUCCUUUGCCAUUUCAGAAUAGAUCCUUUUCAGGUAUUGAAGGAAAGUUAGUUACUGUAUAAACCUAAAUGGCCAGAGCAUUAAGUCCUGCCAGAUAAGGCUCAUUGAAUAGUUAAAUAUCUACAGUACACUCAAACAACCCUAUCGUGAUGGUGUAUUUCCUGGACUAUUGAUGUCUACUGCAGUGUGUUGACCAGGUAAGAACAUUAUUUAUAAUUUUAUCCUCAGUCAAAGCUAUUUUUAAUUAAAUUUAAAUAUUUCAUAAACUAAUACACAUACAGUACUGUGCAAAAUCAGAGAUCCUUUAUUUAUUUAAUUUCCAGUCCAAAUGGCCAUUAAGUACAAGUUAUUUGUGGAGAUUAGAUAUAAGAUAAUCCACUUCAAACAAUUAUUAAAAGAUACAGAGAAAAUGGGCUCCUAACAGCCAUACAGACCAUCAUUCAUCUUAUAUGAAAGGGUCUGAAAGGCAGUGUAGCUAUCAACAAGCCAGUACUGAGAAAAUAAAAUAGAAAGAUUUUAAAAAAAGGAAAACGCUGCUGAUGUUGUCAGAACAAUGGACUGAUCACCCUGGAGUCCAAAUUUCAACACCAUUAAAUGUGUUUGGUAUUGCUCGGAUCAUGAGAAGCAGUAAAUGCAACCAAGCUCUAUGACUGAACUUUAAAUCUUAUGGAAAAAUGCUCCUGCAGAUUUGUUUUAAAAACUGAAUGCUGUAAUAUCAAAGAGUGAACACCAAAUGCUGAACAAUUUGAUUAUGUAUAUUUAGUUGUUGAGGCCCAUUACCUGUGUUUUCUACUUUUUCUUUAUAAUGAAAAUGGAAUAACUUGUAAUAAAUGCCAGUUUUGACUGGAACAGUAUUGCACAGUGUCUUGAUGAGAAAGAGGGUGACAGGACAUUCAUGUAAAAGUUUGGUCUGAAGUAAAAUGCUGCUGGGGGUCAGGUUUUAUUAUUCCAUCCAUAUAAAAGCUCAGCACAGGUGUACAGAUGUACAUAUGUAUGCACAUGAACUAAUCUAAUAUUUAUUCUCAUUCCAUAUCUAGGCUAUGUGAACUUUUAUGUUUGUAUAUUUUUGUGGAACAGUGCAGACAGUUGGUCUAGUGAAAAGGGGUUGUGGGUAGUCUCCAAAAUUAACUUUGCCAGGUGCAGAGUUUAAAAAUGAGAACUAUUCACAUACUGUUGCGCUCCAGUGCGGAUAUAAUCAACCACAAGGAAACAUCAAAUUAUUUAUCAAAUGAAGGAAAUUGUUAUUUUUUAUGUCAUGGUUUGUCACGUUGUUUUAUGGGUAUAAGACAUUGAUUUAAAUACAUACUGUAUCUCA